Syngnathoides biaculeatus (alligator pipefish) is the source of this 2287-nucleotide messenger RNA. RefSeq names its product family with sequence similarity 76 member B (gene fam76b). The transcript has 10 exons. NCBI's taxonomy places the organism in Eukaryota, Metazoa, Chordata, Actinopteri, Syngnathiformes, Syngnathidae. The coding region runs from base 427 to 1431 and encodes 334 amino acids. The record is from RefSeq and is a predicted model, not a curated record.
AUUUGAAAAGUCAUUUUCGCGGAGCGACGAUUGGUCCUCGUCCCGCCGUCUUCCGGUGACGUCACCGCCCAUCCGCUGACAUGAGGACGGCGGCGUCGCUCCGAAAAGCGAGAGAAAGAAAACAGGAAAAACCAUCGGCGGAAAUCUUGGAAACUCAGCACAAUUCCCUCAAUCGUCCUAAAUGUGUCGCUUUCGCUGAAGGAAAAGUCUAUUCGUCGACUGGAACCGGCGCGGUCGCGCGGCACAGCCCGUCUUUCGAGUUGAUUGUUCUUCGGCUGCUCUCCAACAGUUUUAGCUUGGCUAGCUCGCAUUAGCCGGGAAUGUGGACUUAGCCCUUGUGCCGCUUUCGGGAUUCAUAGCGACGCUCUUUAAUCCGGUCCCAGUUCUGCCGGUGUCGGUCGGUCGGCGGCGGCGGCGACGACGACGAUGGCGACGUCGGCUCUCUACGCCUGUACGAAGUGUAACCAGCGGUACCCGUUCGAGGAGCUGUCGCAGGGGCAGCAGCUGUGCAAGGAGUGUCGCAUCGCACACCCAAUCGUGAAGUGCACGUACUGCAGAUCCGAGUUUCAGCAAGAAAGUAAAACCAAUACCAUCUGCAAGAAAUGCGCCCAGAACGUCAAGCAGUUUGGGACGCCCAAACCGUGUCAGUACUGUAACAUCAUUGCGGCGUUUAUUGGGACCAAGUGCCAACGUUGUACCAACUCUGAAAAGAAAUACGGGCCGCCUCAAACCUGCGAGCAGUGCAAACAACAGUGUGCCUUUGACCGCAAGGAGGAAGGCAGGAGAAAAGUGGACGGAAAACUUCUGUGCUGGCUCUGCACUCUGUCCUACCGCCGCGUUCUGCAGAAGACCAAGGAACAGAGGAAAGGCUUCGGCUCCUCCAACUCUUCGGCCCUCAACGAGAAAGACCACCAUCAUCAUCAUCAUCACUCGCUGCAGCACCAUCACCAACAAAGACACAGCAGCGCUCACAAGCUCAGCGGAAGCCUGAGUCCUGAACAGGAGCAAGGAUUGUGGAAGCCCAGCCAUAAAUCGUCUUCGAUCCAAAAAGAGACUCCAAAGAAGAAAGCCAAAUUGGAGAUGAAGCCAUCAAACGGUGACAGCGGUUCAAUCACCCAGUCCGUGGACUCGGGAGGAACCGACAACUUCAUUCUCAUCAGCCAACUGAAAGAAGAGGUGAUGUCGCUGAAGAGACUCCUGCAGCAGAGGGAUCAGACCAUUCUAGACAAGGAACGAAAGCUCACAGAACUGAAAGCUGACUUUCAGUAUCAAGAGUCCAACAUGAGAGUCAAGAUGAACCAAAUGGAGAAGGCGCACAAAGAGUCGAUGGAACAGCAGCAGGCGAAGAACAGAGAGCUGAUGAAACAAGUGGCCGCGCUGUCCAAAGGGAAAAAGUUUGAGCGGACGGGGAGUUCGCUGCCGCUGCCCUAACAAUUUGCCCACCAGCGGGGACGACCUCAUUUCCCCACCGGGAAGGCGUUUCCUCUUUGCGCCAGAAACGACGAAGCGGAAGCGCCCUCGAAAACGCCCGGACGCAACUCGGAUGUGGGACGGCGCCGUCGUUUAUUAGCACUGCCGGCCGAAAUGUGGCAAGCAUCCACAAAUGCUCUGGAUUUUCUAUGCGUUGCGCACUAUUUUUUUAUUUAUUGGACUCUCUGUCUUGGCUCCCCCAACUGCCAACCCUCCCACCCAACUCGAUGUCCUCAAGACAAUACUACGCCACAUUGGGGGGGUCCUUUAAUAGCUAUUCUAUUUUUCUAAAAUAUUCUGGAAGAUGAGUUUUCCAGAAUGGAGAGACUUCACAAUAUAUGCAAACUUUUGGGGAGGGGGGGGGCACACGCCAACACUCCGUCAAGCAGUCGGCGAACCUGUUGAAACUUUUGUGGAUGGAAACUCCCCCCUCCCCCUCCCCCUUUGCUGUUUCAUCUUGAUUGCAACGAUUGUAAUUCUGCAUGAUUUUACCAGCGGGUGUUUUUAAUUGCCAAUUUUAAUUUCUUUUUUUUUUAAAAGAAACUCUUUUAAACGUAUGACAUUGGGGUCAGCUGUUGUAUAUUUCAACUCUUGCUUGUGUAUGUUUUAGUGAGUAUAGUAUGUGUACGGUGAGGCCAGGUGCAUUGAUCAUUUAUAGGUUUUGCAAAAAAAAAAAAAAAAAACCACUCCCUUCACGUCUUUAUUAUUGGGCCGUUUCAUACUUUGCUGUCAAACAACAUUUUUGUAUCUCUUCCCCCCCCCCCCCCAACCCCCCGAACCAAGUGUUUUAAAAACAAUUAAAUCUGGUUAGAAUCCA